AUGGCACCAGUUGAUCCGAAAACGAAGAAAAGCGUUCAAGAAAGAAACUUUAAGAAGCCGCAAAAACAAAAUGCUGGCGUCAAAAAGAGGAAAUGGAUUCCAGAAAACAAAGUUUUCCAAGGAAGUAUUCAAGAAGGUCAAGGUUUUGCUUUCAAACGUAAGGAGAAAGUGAGGCAUGAUUAUAACAAGCUUGUGCGCAAGGAGAAGAAAAAGACCGACAAGCAGACGUCCUUGUCAUCGCUUUACCACGAGGAAUACCCGGAUCACCUCAAACAUUUGUACAUGGCCGAGGCCGAGAAACUGAAGAACGAGGCUUGGACAAACAGACUGAACCGUGUCAAACUGAGAAUGAAAGGGCACGAUCAGGAAGAAGAGGCGGAGUUGGAGGACAAAGCUCUUUCUGAUCUAAAAAGUCCUGCUGCUCCUGAGGCAGAAGAAACAGAGACGGCAGCACCGGUAGUAGAAAGGCUUCCUUUGAGCAACCGCAUGAAGAAGAAAAUGGACAAAAAGUCAUCCUUCCAGAGGUCGCAAGAAAAAUACGAGCAGAUCCAAGAAAAGCGGAGGAAAAAAGAAGAGGAGUUCCAAAAGCGCAAGCAGCAACGAGAAGACGCCAUCCAAAAGUACAAGGAGAAAAAAAGGGAGACCUUUCAGAUGCUCUGCAAAAAGACCAAAAAGGGGCAGCCAAACCUCAAUCUUCAAAUGGACUACCUCCUUCAAAAGAUCCAGAAGAGUUCAGAAAUGAGUUCGAAAAACUAG
Molecule: messenger RNA, 756 nt
Organism: Nerophis lumbriciformis (worm pipefish)
Lineage: Eukaryota; Metazoa; Chordata; Actinopteri; Syngnathiformes; Syngnathidae
Source: RefSeq, a predicted model, not a curated record